This is a messenger RNA of Humulus lupulus (European hop), 1363 nucleotides long. RefSeq names its product protein DOWNY MILDEW RESISTANCE 6-like. The record is from RefSeq and is a predicted model, not a curated record. The coding region runs from base 211 to 1275 and encodes 354 amino acids. The transcript is spliced from 4 exons. Lineage: Eukaryota; Viridiplantae; Streptophyta; Magnoliopsida; Rosales; Cannabaceae.
CUAAGGGUGAUCAAGUGUUAACUUUUGUGUAUUGUACUGAUUGCACUUGCAAUAUCCGAACCAGUAAAUUUGGUGUUCAUGUUUCUCAUUUCUGCACUUGACAUUUCUUGGCUAUUAGACUAAACAUUCCAGGUCCUAGAAUUUCAAGCCUACGGGCUGUACAAAGAACAACAACAAUCUUCUUAUCAAUAAUCUCUCUGUACGAAGAAAAUGGAGUCAUUUCAAAUGGCCAAAGACAGUGCUCCUCUUUCCCUUUCACAAAGUUUCAUUCUCCCAGAGGAGAAGAGGCCACAACUCUCAAAAGUAUCAAAUUUGGCCUCAAUUCCCAUCAUUGAUUUGAGCGUUGAUCAUAUCAACAAAGAUGGUGCCUCCCAUGAGGUUCUACUUGAUAAGAUAACAGAAGCUUGUGAAGAGUAUGGCUUCUUCCACAUCAUAAACCAUGGAGUCCCUCAAGACUUGUGCAAAAGAAUGUUGACAGCCAUUUCUGAUUUAUUCAAAUUGCCUCCUCAAGAAAGGUCCAAGCUCUUCUCUACAGAUCAUACCAAAGAAGCCAGAAUUAUGAACUACUACCUUAAAUUUCAAAAUCAAGACAAGGUCACAAUGUGGAGUGAAAACUUUAGCCAUCCUUGGGAUCCUAAUGGAGAUUUUGCCACUUUGUUACCAGAAAAUCCUCCUCAAUAUCGUGAAGUUUUUGUGGAAUAUGCAAAGGAGAUAAAUAACUUGAUGGAGAUCAUUUUUGGCCUAAUAUCUCAAAGUCUUGGCCUAGAGAAGAAUUGCUUACAAAGCAAGUUAGGUGAGAAGCCAAUAUUGAAAGCACAAGCCAACUUCUACCCGCCAUGUCCAGACCCUGAGCUCACACUUGGACUGGCUGUUCAUACUGAUCUUUCAGCCCUCACAGUGUUGAUGCAAUCAGAAGAAGUGAGUGGUCUACAAGUGAUUAAAGAUGGGAGUUGGGUUGAUGUUAAACCAGUCCCAGAUGCUUUUGUUAUUAAUCUAGGUGAUCAACUUCAGGUCCUAAGUAAUGGAAGAUACAAGAGUGUGCACCAUAGAGCUGUGACCAACAAAAUGUUACCUCGAAUAUCACUAGCUAUGUUUUAUGGACCAAACAAGAACACUUGGAUAGGUCCGAUUGAAGAGUUAGUUGAUGAAGAACACUCUCCUAUCUAUCGAAGAUUCAAGUAUUCAGAUUUUAUAGAAGAAUUCAAUAGACAAGAAGGAACGAGGCGAAGGGUAAAGGAAGCUUUUGAGCUUCAACAACAUGACCAAAAUGCAUGAAUAGUAUCAUUAUUUACCAUUACCAUUUGAUGCUAUUCCUUAUAUAAUUUCUAUGAUUUGGACCUUUUCAAAAAUGUUUAAUCUCUUA